AAAAAUACAACAACAACAAACUGACCUGUCAAAUUUAUAUAAACAUAAACUAAAAACAAUUAAAAUUGCUUUUUUUGUUAAGUAUAAAUUAAGAAUAGUUUAUUGAUAUAUUUAUACUUAUAAAAAAUAAUAAUGUCUCAACCAGAUUAUGAACAAACAACACACGAUCAUGCAGCAUUAUUGGUACUAUUAAAACCAAUUGGUACAACAAUAAAACAAAAAACAAUACAACGUUUGUGUGAAAGAAUUGUUAAAAGUGGUAGUAAAUUAACAAUUGUUGAUUCUGGUGGUGGAACACGUGAAAUAUUAAUUAGAUUUGUAAGAGAACAUCCAGUUGAAAAUAAUGAUUGGGGUGAUUUUCAAACUCACAGAAGAUUAUUGGGUUUAAUAACAUUUGGUAAAUAUGAUGAUCAAAUUGAGCUCAAUGAAAUAUGUCGUUUACAUGAGACAUUAAAAGUUAAAUAUAAUUCAACACUUUAUGACUCUAGAGCAAUAUUAUUUGGUCCAUCUGAUAAAGAAAAUAAUGUUGUUAAUGAACCACCAAGUGGCUAUACAACACCAUCAAAUUUUAAAACAGUUGCUGCAUUUUAUUCAGAUGAAAUAUGUUCAAGUCUUGAAGCACAAGUUAUGGAAUGUUUACAUUCAUUAUUUUGGAUAUUAGAAUCAAAAAGAUUAGAAAAAUCACGUGAAAAAAUUGAUAAAGUACCACUUUUACUAGCUCCAUUUGAAAAAAAAGAUUUUAUUGGAUUAGAUUUAGAAUCAAGAAUAAAUAAAAAAAAAAGUGCUGGAAGAAUGACAAAAAAUCUUGGUGAUCUUUGUUUACAAGUUGGUCUUUGUAAUGAUGCAAUAUAUAAUUAUAAUUUUGCAAUAAAUGUAUUACAAAGUGUUAAUGAUUGGUUAUGGCUAGGUGCUGCAUAUGAAGGUUUAUGUGCUGCAUCAUCAAUGAUAUUAUAUCCAAAUUUAAAAAGAGCAUUACCAUUACAAAGAAAUUCUUCACUUCAAGAAGGUAGUCCAGGUAAACAACGUCGUGGUUCACAAGCAAUAACUGUAUCAUCACUUGUAUUACCACCAUCAAUUGAAGAAAUUAAAUUAAAAAUUCCAAAUAUAUUAACACCAGAAGAAAUACCAGUUAAAUAUGGUUUAGCUAUUGUUCAUUAUAGUAAAUAUCAAAAUGCUGGAAUAAUUGAAACUGAAGCUAGUUUUAAAGCAACAAGAAUAUCAAUUGAACAAGGUUGUAUAAGACAAGCAGCAUCAUUUUUAAAUAAUGUUGUAUUUAAUAAUAUGGAAAUAAAUGAACAAGAAAAAAUUGAUAGAUUUACAAAAUUAUCUGAGCUAUAUUUAACAAUUGGUUUUACAAGAAAAUCAUCAUUUUGCAUGAGAUUAGCAGCAACAAGAUUUAUAUCACAAAAAAAUCCACAACCAGAUUGGAAACAAUGUUAUAAUUUUAUGCUUCAAUCAUGUGAUGGUUUUAAAUUAUCAUUAGAUCCAGCUGAAAUGACAAAUGAAUGUCGUAAAGGUUGGCCAGCAAUACAAAUACAAAUAUUAAAUGAAUUAAUAAUUGCUGCAAAUCGUAUGGGUAAUGCAGCACUUGCAACUCGUCAUAUGACAUUUUUAUUACAAACAAUGUUUAAUUAUUUAUCACAAAAUGAACGUAAAGAUAUUGCAUUACAAUUACAAGGUGUUGCACAACAAUGUGAAGGUGCACCAGUUCCACUUGUUCUUAAAUCUGGUAUUGUUAUACCACCAGCAAAUUUAACAAAUAUACCACAAACAAAAUCAUUUAUAUUAAAAAAUUUACAGCCACAUUUACAACCACAAAAAAUUAAAAUAAUUAAAGAAGAUCAUGGACCAUUUUUAUUUACACCAAUUAAUUUUGGUUCAUUAGAACGUAAAAAUAUAUCAAAAAGUAAAGUUGAUUAUUUAUGGGUUGAAGGUGAUAUUUGUGAAGUUACAAUGCAAUUAUGUAAUCCAUUACCAUUUGAACUUUAUGUAUCAAAUAUGAGAUUAUUAACAUCUGGUAUUGUAUUUGAAUCAUUACCAGAAAGUAUAACAUUACCACCAAAAUCAGGACCAAUUGCUGUAACACUUGCUGGUACACCAAAAGAAACUGGUGAUUUAGAAAUAUUAGGUUUUAUAACACAUACACUUGGUGUUAAAUCAAAUUGUCGUUUACGUAAUAUGGAAAAUAUGAAAUAUCCAUUAUAUUCUGUUGAAGUUAUACCAAUAUUACCAAAAAUUCAUGUAUCAACAAGUCUUCCAAAAACAGCUAGUUUUAGUUGUGGUGAAAAUAUUGUUACAAGUGCAAGUAUAUCAUUGUAUGGUGGUGAAAGUGCUGAAUGUACAAUAUCAAUUAAAAAUAUUGGUAAAGUACCAAUUGACAUGAUUGACAUAUCAAUUAAAUCAACAUUAGAUAAUUUAACAGAAAAUAAAAUAUUUAAAUGGAGUGAUGAAAAUUUAAAAAUGCAAUUACCAUUACAACCAGAUACAAGUGCAAGUCUAACAUUGUAUCUAUUUGGUGAUGUAAAUUUUAUAUAUAAUAGCAAUAAUAAUAAUUAUCAUUCAAAUCAUGGAAAUAAUUUAAUUCAAAGUGGAACAAGAUCAUUACCUUCUAAAUUUAAUUCAUCAUCAACACAUCAUACAAAACGUCAAAGUGGUUUAACAUCAUCAAUGAGAGCAGCAUUAAAUUCAACAAUAUCAUCAAAUCAAAAUCAAUCUAAUCAUUCAUCUGGUCGUAAUAAUAAUAGUAAUCAUUUAAAACCACCAAAAUUAUCAACACCAAUAACAGCAUCAAAUAUUAUUGAAGGACAAUUAAAUAUUAAAUAUUCUGGUGGUUCUGGUCUUACUGCUGGUUAUUGUAGAAUUUCAUCAGUUUCAAUAACAAUUGAAAUGUUACCAAGUGUACAAAUAACAAGUUGGGAUGUUUUACCAGCUGAAACACCAUCACAAUUUUAUUUAGUUCUUGAUGUUACAAAUAUGACUAAUCAAGAAAUGGAAUUACAUUAUACACAAAGUAAAUGUAUUUAUAUGGAAGGAAGAGAAAGUUGUAGAAUACCAGUACCAGUUAAUCGUUGUCCAUUAGAUAAAUUAUCAAAUUCACAUGAAAUUUUUAUAAAUAAUGAAUUACAAAAAGCUUGUGCUGAGCAUAUUGCUUCAUUGGUUGAUUUAAAAUGGCAGCUAUUAGGAACUGAUUUAACUGGUAAAGCAUCAUUAAAUGGAAUAUCAUUUACUCAAGAUAUGCUGGAUCUUGUUAGAAUGAGUCCACUUGAAUGGGAAGUUGUUAUUAAUGAUAUGGCAGUUAAACCUCAGGAUGAAAUAACAUGUGGUCUUGGUGAAUGUGUCAGUAUUGGAGUUGGAGUUUGUAAUGCUUUGGAACAUCCAUUGAGUGAUCUUAGUUUGUCAAUUGAUUUUUAUCAAGAUCAUCAUAAUGGUGUUAAUAAUUAUCGUUUAGAUACUAGACUAUCAAUUGCUGGUGCUAAUAAAGUUAUGCUUCCUACUUUGCAAGAGUAUGGAAGAGCUUAUCAUGAAUGUCGAGUUGUAUUUUUUACUGCUGGUCAGUAUAAAAUUGAUAUUCAAUGUUGUAGUCAAAAAUCAUUGACACAUUUAUCAAGUGGAGAUGUUAUUAACUCUGGACAUGUAUGGCGUUACAUACCACCAAUUGAAAUUGCUGUUGAUGACUGCUGAUAUUUGUUAUUUUAUAAAUUUAUUACUUUAAAAUUAAUAAUAUUGAUGAAUAAUAAUUUUUAAAAAUACAACAACUGUUAUAACUACAUACUGAUAAUUAUUUUUUAGCUAAAAAAAAAUAAAUAAAUUAUAAUAUCAGUAUUACAAAAA
Aphidius gifuensis is the source of this 3831-nucleotide messenger RNA. It is a transcript of the gene brun, whose product is annotated as protein brunelleschi. Gene Ontology annotation, cellular component: trans-Golgi network. The transcript is spliced from 3 exons. Bases 133 to 3681 code for a protein of 1182 amino acids. The record is from RefSeq and is a predicted model, not a curated record. Lineage: Eukaryota; Metazoa; Arthropoda; Insecta; Hymenoptera; Braconidae.